This is a messenger RNA of Stylophora pistillata, 4933 nucleotides long. RefSeq lists its product as uncharacterized. The record is from RefSeq and is a predicted model, not a curated record. NCBI's taxonomy places the organism in Eukaryota, Metazoa, Cnidaria, Anthozoa, Scleractinia, Pocilloporidae. Gene Ontology annotation, molecular function: protein binding.
CAGUAAAAUGCAAAGUAAAAAUAAAAGAUACACACUUCACUUUCAAACGAAGAAAUUUCUAAACCGGAAAGAAUCUAGGGGAUAAAGGAAGAAGCACCGUCUCUCAAGAGAGAGCACCAUGAUCACCCUGAGACUAUUAUGGUUGAAGUUAUUGCUCGCAAAUCUAUGGUUUAGUGUACAUUCGCAACCGCCCUACACUGGUGGCCCUCAAGGUCCAAGGCCUUACUACUUGGAUGAGUUGUUUGAACCUGGAUACCAGCCACGCCCGCCGCCACAGGCAAUGUAUCAUGAGAACAUGCUCAACAUUCCUGCACAGAUGAGGAUACGCCAACAAUGGAACAUACCACAACCGCGCUUUCCUAAGCAUUAUCAGCAACACGAGCCAAACACGGAGAAUGAUGAGUUUUCGCCUAAGACUGUUAACAUUUCCAAAGAUGCAGAAAUUCAAAAUACGACCGCUGAUCUGCACGGAAAUGAUACCAAUCUCACAAAUGAUGCGAAUCCUGGCGUGCAGAGCGAUAUAAGAGGAAUUUUCAGCUCUGACAAAGCACCCGUUUUGCACUUUAGCUUUGCUAAUGUUAACGGAAAGUAUGUCCUCGAUGAAACUGAACAGGGCGCUACUGGAGCGCUCACUGGUCAGGUGACCUUGCAACAGUUCAGUCCCGUAUGUGGAGGCGGGCUUCAUUUUCAAAAUGGAGCCUUGACAAUGACCCCGAACAAACUCGCAAGCCUGAUGAAGAAGGAAAUGACGGUGGCUGCCUGGAUUAAAGUGGAAUCAGUAAGUCACGUAAACGUGAUCUACGCAUGCGUGGGUGGUGGCGUUGUUCAUCUUUUGGAAGUGAGUAGCAAACAGGCUUCUUCCACAGGCGCUGUUCGCUGGUUAUACAAGGAUGAAAGUGGUCCAGGAACUGUAUUUCAAGUUGAAACAGAGGCUGUAAUCAGUCCAGGUCCCUGGGCGCACAUCGCUGCAGUUUAUAACGGUGGAAAAGGAAAGCUUAAAAUUUUUGUUAACGGCCGGAAACUUCUUACCUCGAGUAACGUCGCUAAAGUGAACCAAAUCUCGUUGGGUCAACAAAUGAUUAUAGGAAAGUUUCAGGACUCAGCUGCGGCCAACUCCCAAAUGUACCUACAGGGAAACCUGGACGAAUUUUACGUUUUCAACGUUGUAAGAGAUGAGUCUCAAGUUGUGAAAUUGAUGGGAAAAUGUGAUUUUUCAACAGGAGGAGGAGGGUCGACUUCCAGUGGGCUUGCCGUUCAUCUCACAUUCGAUCAAAUCCAAGAAAAACUCAUUAUUGACAACUCUCCAAAACUUAACCACGGCACGCUUGUGGGACAAUACACGCAGACUAUGUACAGCCCCCAGUGCAAAAUGGGUAUCCGAUUAGGAGGAGGACUGGGACACAUCGAGUUGGAUGGAAACAAACUUGACGAAGAGAAGAAAGAUGCAAUGUCUAUUUCUCUGUGGCUGCGUGUUGUAGAUAACCAGCGUGAAAAUUCAAUUUAUGGAUGUUCUGGGGGCAAGGGAGUCCAUUAUUUGAGUAUCAAACCAACGGCCGCCCCAAACGCGGUUGUUAACUGGAUGUACAAGACGCCUGAUGGAAAGGUUGUGUUUCAAAUCAGUUCUGAGCCUGCUGUACCCUCAGGAAUGUGGACUCAUAUAGCUGCGGUUUACAAUGGUGGGCUAGGAAAGGUAAAAAUGUUUGUGAAUGGUGAAAAGAUUUUAACCACGACGAAAAGUGUUCAGAAACUAUCCAGUGUGGGUUGGAGUUCUCCCAUAGAAAUUGGAAAAUUUACCGGAAAUCCACAAGCUUUCUUGAAUGGAUCUAUUGAUGAGUUGUACAUAUUUACUUCCGCUCUGAUGCAUGCUGAGGUCCAGGCCCUGAUGGAAAAAUGCGAAUUUCCAACUGACAGUACGUUGUAUUUCGUGGACGUCAAGACUGGAGCUGAAACAUUCUCCGGAACAAAAUCUCGUGUGUUCUUCAAACUGAUCGGCGAAAACGGAGCUCACGGAGAGGAGGAACUUGGGCAGGAUUUUUCCAAAGGAAGUACUAGACAAUUUAAUGUCUACGCAGCCAACGUUGGCAGACCGGUCCGAAUCAGCAUAAGAAAGGAUACGAAGGGCAUCUUUUCAACAGACUGGUAUUUAGAAAAAGUCGUUGUCACCGUGGAAGAUCGGACGGAUGGGCCGUCAUUUAUAUUCAAUUGUAACUGCUGGAUCGGGAAAGACAAAAACGACCUUCAAAAGUAUCUCCUUCCUGAGAAGCAUGUGGACGGAAACUGGUCCCCCUGGAGUCAGUGGAGUGGCUGUGGUUCAGGUUUAUGUGGAGGAAAUAAGAAAGUUCGAACCAGAUCAUGUACUAACCCCCACCCCACUGGGGGAGGGAAAUCAUGCCCUGGAAAUUCAUUUGAAGAAGGAACCUGUCCAACUGAUGGUGGUUGGGGUGCAUGGGGAGGCUGGUCUGCCUGUAGCAAGACAUGCGGAGGUGCCAUGGUAACACGAGUACGAGAAUGCAAUAACCCUAGCCCAAAGAAUGGCGGAAAGCCAUGUGAACCAAAAGCUGCUAAAGAAACCAAGACCGACUGCGAUCAACCUUGCGAAGUUGGCCCUUUGGAUGGUCAUUGGUCCGACUGGUCAGAGUGGACUGCCUGUGCAAAAUCAUGUGGUGGAAGCAAAGUCACACGGACAAGAAGCUGUAGCAAUCCUCCUCCUCAGAGGGGUGGAGAGGAAUGUCCAGGGAAAGCAACUGAGACUUCCUUCGACUGCGAGACACCCUGUCCAGUUCCUGGUAAGUGGGGAGACUGGGAAGAGUGGUCCGUUUGUAGUGCAACUUGUGGGACUGGAAAAAAAGUUAGAACAAGAGAAUGCAAUAGUCCCGCUCCACAGUAUGGAGGAGAAUGUCCUGGGAACGGACAAGAAUCGGAAUCAUGCGAGAUAAGGAAAUGUCCAACAAAUGUAAUAAACGGAGCAUGGGGUGCAUGGGGUCCCUGGGGUACCUGCUCUGAGAAAGAGGUCUGCAACAGGGGAAUACAACUACGCACUCGCCAGUGUAACAACCCUGCGCCACAGAAUGGCGGAGAGUUAUGUCCGGGAACUGGGUCCGAAAGCCAAGAGUGUCCGAAGACGAACUGCAAAGAAACUCCUCAGAACACUGCCGCUACAAAGCCUGUUGAACCAAAUUCAUUCAUAGGAUUAAUGUGCAACUCUCAAAACGCAGAACUUGUCAGUGAUUCAAUCAAAAACGACUUGCUAACAGCUGUACUAGCAAAUCUGCCUAAGGUGGUCCCGUAUUUGAAGGGCGGUUACUUUGCAUUUAAAGAAAAGUCACAAGAAUUAAAUGAAACAUGUUUCGAGCCCAUGAAACUGCUUACGAUAGCAGAGCUGGCUCAGCUGUAUCCCAGUUUUCGCUCGACAAAGCCAAUGCCGUUCUUCACCAUUCCUGGGGAUGCUGAACACGUGACAGGAAUAAAGGUUAAUUUGAGAGAUGAUAAAGCCCUCUAUGGAGUUGAGUUUCUCUUGGAUUCUGCUUCUCUUUAUGCUCCAACUGAUACAGUUUCCCUUGAAAACGUUAUGUUUCUUUUCCGAGUAUCUCCCGGAAAAGAAGAAAUUGUAGCCCAUGGUUUCAAUAAUAUUGGGAAUGCCAAGUUUGCUGUUUACGCCAGCCUAGGGGUAGAAAAUGAAGUCGCGAUUGAAGGAACCAGCAACCAAACAGCUACUUCAGAGGAAAUUGAAGCCGCCUUGUCAUCAAACACAGCUGCAGCAAGUGACUUCUCCUUCUCCCAAAUUUUGAGACGCGGAGAAAGGAGCCUCGACCCAAAAUCUUCCUAUGAUCAACUUGCAAUGUUAGAAAAUGUCUUCAAAGACGGAGAAUACACAGAGAAUUCGAAAGCUGCGAAGAUGAGUAGCGUCAACCUAAACGCCGAAAGACACAUUAUCCAUCGAAGAAGUGCAUUUUCAAAGCAGAAAAAGUCUAGGCUUUGUCAUAGACGGGGAUUCCAUGCACGCCAUAAUACAAUUACGCAACGGAAUGUGGUGCCAUCAUCUUAUUACGAGCCAAUAAAUGAACUAAGAGAGGAAAUGCCAUUCCCUUAUCCAAACACGCUGAAUAUGGAUUCAUUAUAUGCUAUGUCUCCAGCGCAGAACAUGGUGACAACCCCUAACUUGAAGGGCUUGCAAGACGCAGCUAAAACGACAAUGAAUCUUGACCAGAAAGUACUUGACAUAUUGAAACGCGUAGGUCUAGGCCUGGUGACUAUAUCUGACUUGUCUUUGGAAAUCAGUGCGAGCAUGAAAGAGGUCAUAAUGCGAGUCAGCGGUAAGGCGGCGCCCAAAGGGAUUGGUGGAUGGUUUAAUUUUGAGAUCAUACGUAAGGAUAUUUUCGCCGUGGCUUUCACAGCGGAGCAGGCUGGAUUUGAAGAUUUCGUGGAGAAGAUGUUUAACACCAAGAUUGGUUUGUUUGAAAAGUUGGAGAAAACAUCGUUUGGUAUUUCGUUUGCGCAGAAAGGUUAUAAAGUGACACCGCAGACAAAAUUUCAAAAAGAGCCUUUACAAUCUUUGAUGAAAAAGGAAGUCCCAGAUGGACUGUUUUUUGCAGCCGUAACGAAGUUUGCAGCGAAUUGUGGGGAUAACUCGCAUUGCCAGUUUGGUAAGCUACUGAUGGGCAAAGAUUCCUGGUUGAAAUUUCACGGUGGCGUAAAUAAAGCAGGUGUUAAAGUCAACGCAGGAGUGUAUGGCAUACCCAUAAAAGGAGACUUGAAGUUUAACAAAGUUGAGGUGUUUAUAGAGAUUUCUGCAGCAUGGAAAGAUCAGAAAGUUCCCUACGCUGGGUCAGUAAAGGCGAUAAAGAAAGGGGUUUUCAUCAAGGGCACCAUCAAUAUUUUGGGAUUCGCGCCGGCUGUCGAAAUAUUACUCAGUGACAAGGUAAUUUACUCGUAA